AUGACGAGCACCACAUCGGCAACGGCGGUCAUCGAUGCCAUGCGCGACCUCGAGCAUGCCUCCUCGUCCUCCAUCGACGAAGAAAAGCGCUCGGACAACAAGCAAGCCGGCGGCGCAGUUGUGCCGCCUUUGUACGCCAGCGACACGCCCGUUUCCGACCAAAGUUUGAUCUACGACGCCGCAAGAGAGAAGGCUUUGAUCCGGAAGGUCGAUUUGAUGAUCGUUCCUACCGUAGCAGCUCUGUACCUCCUGUGUUUUGUUGAUCGAGCGAACGUCGGUAACGCUCGAAUCGCAGGGUUUGAAAAGGACGUAGGGAUGAAUCCUCGCUCGUACGACUUCAACAUCCUCCUUACCGCCUUCUACGCCGCCUAUGCAGCCUUCGAGAUCCCUUCGACGACGCUUACCAAAAUCCUCGGUCCUGGAAAGUGGAUACCUGCCAUGGCGUUCCUCUUCGGACUGUUGAGCUUGGCGAAUGCAUUCGUGACCAACUUCGCGGGCGCCAUUGCGGUUCGAUUCAUGCUGGGUGUCUUCGAGGCAGGAAUGCUGCCUUCGAUCGCCUUCUACCUCAGUCGAUGGUAUAAAAAAGACGAGCUGGUGUUCCGUCUAGGACUGUACCUCGUCACAGCCCCCUCUGCCGGUGCUUUCGGGGGUCUGUUGGCCUCGGGUAUCCUCAAGAUCCCUCACAUGGGCUCGAUUAAAUCGUGGAGAAUGAUCUUCUUAAUCGAAGGACUGAUCACCAUCGUGGUCGCCAUCAUCGGAUACUUUACUCUCACCGACUCGAUCAGCUCGGCUCGCUGGCUCAACGAGGAUGAGAAGAAGUUCCUGCAGGCGCGUCUCAAGUCCGAAAUGGUGGGUCAAAAGGAACUCGUCGACAAGACGCACAAAAAGUUGCUCUGGAAAGGUAUCACUUCGACCACUUCGCUUUGCUGCGCGGCCAUGUUCUUGCUCGACAACAUUGCGGUGCAAGGAACUGCUGUCUUUCUUCCCACAGUAGUUCGCGGAAUCUUCCCAGCUCCAAGGUACUCUGUGAUCGAUCAGCAGCUGUUGACGGUGCCGCCCAAUGUGAUGGGAGCGAUCGCGACGCUCGCUUUCGCCUACUGUUCCGCAAAAUUCCGAAUUCGCUCCGUCUUUACGAUCGCCGGAUCUCUCGUCAUGGUCAUCGGAUACGCCAUGUUCGUAGGCUCUUCCAACCUUUACGUUCGAUACGCCGCUUCGUUCUUUGCCACUUCGGGAGCGUUCACCCAAGGAGCGCUCCUCCCCGCCUACGCAGCUGUCAACGCCAACAACGACAGCGAACGUGCCGGUGCAAUCGCCAUCACCGUGUUCUUCGGAAACAUCGGUGGUCUGAUCUCUUGCUGGACCUACUUGAACAAGUAUGCUCCCAACUUCUUGCCCGGUAACGGAUUGAAUUUGGCAGGAGGUAUCGCCAUGGCAUUGAUUGGAGUCGGGCUGGUAUCGUGGCAGAGAUGGGAGAAUAAACAGAGGGACGCGGGUAAGCGAGAUUGGAGGCUCGAAGGUCUGACAGAAGAUGAAAUCUACCUGCUGGGAUCCGACCACCCGCAUUUCCGCCUCAGGUACUGA
Pseudozyma hubeiensis SY62 is the source of this 1581-nucleotide messenger RNA. Its product is annotated as transporter. Gene Ontology annotation, biological process: transmembrane transport. Gene Ontology annotation, molecular function: transmembrane transporter activity. The record is from RefSeq and is a predicted model, not a curated record. Gene Ontology annotation, cellular component: membrane. The transcript is spliced from 2 exons. Bases 1 to 1581 code for a protein of 526 amino acids. NCBI's taxonomy places the organism in Eukaryota, Fungi, Basidiomycota, Ustilaginomycetes, Ustilaginales, Ustilaginaceae.